AUGGAUUUUGAAGGGAAAACACCACGUCUCCUUGUGCUUUACGCUUCCCAGACUGGGAAUGCAAUGGAUGUCGCAGAUCGCGUGGGAAGAGAGGCGGAACGUGGUGGCUGCCCUUCUGUUGAUAUUUUGUCCAUGGAUGCAUUCGAUGCGAGCUUUUUGCACGAGGACCGAAUUGUAAUUUUUGUUGUGUCAACUACUGGCCAAGGAGAGAACCCGGAUUCCAUGAAGGUUUUCUGGAAGUUUCUUUUGCAGAAGCAUUUGAGUCAUAACUGGCUGGAUGGUUUGAAUUAUGCAGUGUUCGGACUUGGAGACUCUGGUUACCAAAAGUACAAUUUCUCUGCAAAAAAGUUGGAUAGAAGGAUUAUAGAUCUUGGGGCAAAACCUAUCAUAGAGAGAGGCUUGGGAGAUGAUCAGCACCCCUCUGGGUAUGAAGGUUCCCUUGACCCUUGGUUGUUGUCCUUGUGGAAUAAACUAAACCACAUGAAUCCUGCACUUUUACCAAAAAUUUCGGAUAUAUUUGAUAGCAAUAGGAGAAGUCUAGAUCAUUCUAAAUAUGAAGUUACCUAUCACUGUUCUAAAGAUUUGCAGCCAGAUUUGUCGUCAUUUCAUGGUUUUGAGAAUACGGUUGAGAUAGCUCGUUCAGUGUCUUCUAUUGCACAGCACUGCAAUGUUGAUAAUACGAGACGUUGCUCCCUACGGUUGGUGAAAAAUAAGAGAUUGACUAAAGGUGAUCCCGAUACAGAUUGUAUGUACAUAGAUUAA
This is a messenger RNA of Phalaenopsis equestris, 762 nucleotides long. RefSeq names its product NADPH-dependent diflavin oxidoreductase 1-like. The record is from RefSeq and is a predicted model, not a curated record. The transcript has 2 exons. The coding region runs from base 1 to 762 and encodes 253 amino acids. Gene Ontology annotation, molecular function: oxidoreductase activity; flavin adenine dinucleotide binding; FMN binding. NCBI's taxonomy places the organism in Eukaryota, Viridiplantae, Streptophyta, Magnoliopsida, Asparagales, Orchidaceae. Gene Ontology annotation, cellular component: cytosol.